Molecule: messenger RNA, 795 nt
Organism: Funneliformis geosporum
Lineage: Eukaryota; Fungi; Glomeromycota; Glomeromycetes; Glomerales; Glomeraceae
Source: the annotation of a GenBank genome assembly
AUGAAUUCAUUUCGAAUCCCAUAUACUGAGGGAGUUUAUCCUUCAUCCACUUCCUCCUUUCAGGCUGUCAAUUUAACAUGUGAGAAUGGAUUUAACAUGGUUCAUGAGCCUCACAACUUUUUUCUACUAUAUGGAUACUCUAUUCCAAUGGUAUCUUCUUCACAAUCUGCACAGGGAUCUUCAACUAAUUAUCAAGAAGUUAAUUUUAUAAAUGAACCCUUGUGCUUUUAUAAUAAUGAUUUUCAUAUCAUUUGCAAAGAAAUAUUACCAUCAUCAUUAUGUCUUGACCAAGCAGCAGAAAUUUUAAACAUUAAUAUUCAUAAUCCCGUUCGAAAUAACAGGAAUUUUUAUAAAUUUUAUUAUAAACAACCUGAUACUCUGAAAAUUUAUGAAGUCAUUUGUAAAAUGCUCAAAUUCUGCAAGUUUGACAAUCAGCAGCAAGAAUUUUCCAAAAAAGAUCAAAAAAGUAUCAAAUUUUGUUUAACUAAUUAUUUGGGUCCGAUCACACAAGACAAAGAAAAGACGCAUUCCUGUAAAUGGAAAGAAGAAGCUAUUAAGCAAUUACUGUUUUUUCUGGAAAAAAAUAAGGGGAAAAUUAAUCAACUAGUAACAAAACGUGGUGGUAGUGGUAAUAUUAAAUCGGAACUUUGGAUGAGAGCUUCUAUUUUGCUAUUUCGUAAAGGCUACAAUUAUUCUGCAAAGCAAUGUGAGAUUAAAUGGAAAAAUAUUAAGAAGCUUUCCAAGAAUAAUCCCAAAUCUCUAUAUAAGUUGGAAGUUGAAAAAAUCCUGCAUUAA